AUGGCAGAGGAAGUGACAGCUUACGUCUUAAUUUUAGAACAAUGCUUGAGAUUCGUUUCAAUGUUGAAAGACCUACAAGAUCCGUACGACAUGGAAGAUUUGCCAUCGCGCAAGAAUGUUGACGGUGGAUUGUACGUCGGAAUUACCGGCGUUGCUUAUAUGUUUUACUAUUUGUCUAAAAACCCCCUGUUGUCAGAGCACAAAGCGAUGUACCUCCAGAAGGGGAUCGAGUACCUAAAGCCUGCUAUGGAGACAUCUGCGGGCGACAAAACAUCGUUUUUACUCGGCGACGCGGGCACAUACGCCCUGGCUACAGUGUUAUAUAAAGAAGCUGGCGAUGACGAGUUCCACGAGUCACUAAAAGCCUACAAGUCACUAUACAACUCAUACUUGCAUCCCAAGUUCCUGAAAUGUGGUGGCGACGAGUUCUUUGUGGGCCGAUCGGGCUACCUCGCUGGUGCACUGUGGAUCAGUCGCGAGCUCAAAAUGAAUGUCUUUUCUCAUGCUGAAUUGUACAAAAUUUGUGAUAUGAUUCUUUCCAAUGGAAGGGAAUAUGCAAAGAAGCACAGGAGCCCAUGUCCUCUAAUGUAUCAUUAUUAUAAUACUGAAUAUCUGGGAGCAGCACAUGGAAUUAGCUUCAUUUUGCAAAUGCUCAUGACCGUUCCUGGCUAUCUAGACGAGAAUAAGUCUGCAGCACAAGAUGUCAAAGUAUCUUUGGACUACAUCGCCUCUUUGCAGACUGAUGAAGGUAACUGGCCUUGCUGCUUAGAAGAGAUAGGGCUAAGUGACCAUAAGUUGGUACAUUGGUGUCAUGGAGCUCCUGGUACUGUUUACCUCAUGGCUAAGGCAUACAAAACAUUUAAAGAUGAAAGGCUGACUGGAAAUGAUAAGCAUUUGUUUAGAGCAAAGAUGUUUGCAGAUUUUAUGAACACAGAUGAAUUUGUCCGAGAGGCACGUUUACCUGACAACCCAGAGAGUCUUUAUGAAGGCACUGCUGGUACUUACAACACUUCAUUUGCGAUUCCACAUUACUAUCCAAGAAUUGGAAUGAUUCUUAACACUUCUUGUAAUAACUGGUUUACAGUUCUAGAUAAUUUGAGGGCGCCAGCUAUAUUCAAGAGUCCUUUCAAAUGGUUUGUUAUUGCGCAAGAUUUUAAUUCCACUAUUGGUGUAUUGUCUCAGUACCCUAUAGAAAUUGAUUCUGAUAUUACAAUUAUUAAAAAAAUUGACAACAACAUUUUCAAUUUGCAUGAAAUGUAUAAUACUGGUUUCUAUACUAGCGGACAAUUAAAAGUAAAGAAGAUAGGGCGAUGGGAUUCGUCGCUACGUUUGGAGAAGCGUCGACGUACGGACCUUUCCGGUGUUAAGUUGAAAUGCACGGUAGUGAUUACACAGAAGGUGAUGAACGAGACGUUCGAGGCGUAUACCGAGAGAUCGAAACUGUCUAAGUCGGAUACUUUACACAAACUAAAGUAUUACACGUUGUUGAAAUAUCUACGAGACAUGUAUAAUAUGAGCUACAAGCUUCGACGGACGAAUUCGUGGGGGUACCUGCGCAACGGCAGUUUUGAUGGAAUGAUCGGCACGCUACAGAGACUGGAGGCUGACAUCGGAGGUUCACCUAUUUUCUUUCGUCAGGAGCGUGCCAAAGUUCUUGAUGCCACUAUAGAAGUAUGGCCUUCAAGGCCUGUUUUCAUUUUACGGCACCCGAAACAUCCUGGUGGCUACUACUCGAUCUUCACGCGUCCAUUGACUAACAGCGUGUGGUACUGCAUGAUGGCCGUUCUAACCCUUGCGGGGACCAUUCUCACCAUGCUGGUAAAGCUUCGCAUAUUGCGACAUCCUGGUGAUGAUGUUGACGCCUCGCCUAGUCUUGCUCUGCUCACAAUUUGGAGCGCCGUUUGUCAGCAAGGUUUAACACUAUCAAGAAAUUCAACGUCUAUCAAGUUAGUGAUCUUCGUAACAUUCCUGUUCACUCUGACUAUCUAUCAGUACUACAAUGCAAUUGUCGUGUCUACGUUGCUCCGUGAGGCACCCAAGAAUAUAAGAACUCCCAAAGAUUUACUCAACAGUAACUUGGAUGCUGGAGUUCAUGAUGUGCUCUACAACAGGGACUUUUUCACGCGUACAACCGACCCAAUAGCUUUAGAAAUGUACAGUAGAAAGAUAGUUACGCCUGUGGCAUCAAAUUUUUUAAACCUGGAGUACGGAAUGGCACUCGUCAAAAAGGGUGGCUUUGCAUUCUUGGUGGAUAACUCGAUUGCUUACGGGAUAAUGAGGAAUACGUUCAACGAGCGAGAGCUAUGUGAUGCUCAUGAAAUCGCCUUGUAUCCUCCCCAGAAUAUGGUCUCUGUUGUGAAGAAAGGCUCGCCGUAUAAGGAACAUUUCGCUUAUGGACUCCGUAAGAUGUUUGAAUCGGGUUUGAUGCAACGUAUCAAAUCAAUUUGGGAUGAGCCACGUCCGCGAUGCGUACGGACGGCUGACAGCCAACUGGUCGCGGUGUCCGUGCGGGAAUUCUCCAUGCCUUUGGCAGCGCUGGCUGCGGGCGCUUUAGCUGCUGUCAUCGCUUUUGCAGCCGAAAUGAUUAGCUGCAGGAGUCGAUACCCUUCCAUUCAAUUCCAACAUUAAAAUUAUUAAGUACACAUAAAGCUACUUUUUCACCGGCGAGACGAGACGAGAUUUGGAGAGCUUGUUUUUAAAAAGGCAAAUGUUUGGAACUUCGCUUUACUUCCCUUGUACAACCCAUCAAAAACAUGCAAGUGAAAAAGGGGCCAACUACAGAACAACCUAAUUUAUUACUUUUAUUUACUUAAUUGAAUUUAAGUAGAUGCUACAUUUAAUUAAAGUGCUUUGAAACUUAACUAUAAAAAUAUACAACAA
This is a messenger RNA of Hyposmocoma kahamanoa, 2880 nucleotides long. RefSeq names its product ionotropic receptor 75a-like. The transcript has 10 exons. The coding region runs from base 1 to 2628 and encodes 875 amino acids. The record is from RefSeq and is a predicted model, not a curated record. Gene Ontology annotation, molecular function: ligand-gated monoatomic ion channel activity. Lineage: Eukaryota; Metazoa; Arthropoda; Insecta; Lepidoptera; Cosmopterigidae. Gene Ontology annotation, biological process: peptide modification; carbohydrate metabolic process. Gene Ontology annotation, cellular component: plasma membrane.